CACAUGUUUUCCCCACAACCAGCUUCUUGACCGCGUUUUCAUUCAUUCAUCCAGGGAUACCCAGAAGAAGACGUUUUUCGACUGGCAGAGACGUGACAAACUAUCAGGAUGUCGAAUGAAAAGAGUGCACCUGUUGACCGUGGACAGGCUGUGGCCCUGAUUAUCUUUGUGCUCGGUCUAGGAACUCUGCUGCCCUGGAACUUUUUCAUCACAGCAUCUAAGUAUUUCAAUGAACGUCUCAACUCAACUGGCACAUCAGGCACUUCUUCCAAAGACUAUAGCUAUGACAGCUGGAUGGCUUUGCUUUCCCAACUGCCACUGCUGCUGUUUACCCUUCUCAACUCUUUCCUGUAUCAGCGUGUGAGGGAGCGUGUUCGUGUGCCCUUCAGCCUGGUCGGCAUCUUCCUCCUUUUCUCUCUCACUGCUGCUUUGGUCAAGGUCCCCAUGGAGCCGGACAACUUCUUUGCCAUUACUAUGGCAACCAUCUGGUUCAUUAACAUGUGCGGAGCAGUGCUGCAGGGCAGUCUCUUCGGUAUGGUGGGCCUCUUUCCUUCUCGUUACAGCACUCUGUUCAUGAGUGGUCAGGGCCUCGCUGGGAUCUUUGCCGCCUUAGCCAUGCUCUUCUCUAUUUUAGGUAAAUCAGAUCAAAGCUCGGCUGCACUGGGAUACUUCAUAACACCCUGUGUGGCUACUCUGGGGACUCUGGUAUGCUACCUGCUGCUGCCACGCCUGAAGUUUGCUGAUUUCUAUCUGAACAGACAUCAGCCUGAUAAAGUGGAGGAGGUCUUCCUUGAGAGCACAGAAAAAAAUAAAAAGGACCUGGAGGCAAACGGAAAGCUCAGUAAGCAAGAGGAGAAUCAGGAGCGUUCCUCAGUCCUGGCUGUCUUUAAGAAGAUCUGGCUGAUGGCUCUGUGCGUGACGUGUGUCUUUGCUGUUACCCUGUCGGUGUUUCCUGUCAUCACAGUGCGAGUAAGGACUGUCUACGACAAUGCUGAAUGGGGCAAUGUGUUCACCUGUGUCUGCUGUUUCAUUGUUUUCAAUGUCAUGGACUUGGCCGGUCGCACAACCCCAUAUAUCAUCCAGUGGCCGUCGAAGGAGAGUCGUUGGUUUCCUGCCGUCGUGUUUUUUCGCCUGGUCUUCAUCCCUCUGGUCAUGUUAUGUAAUGUCCAGGACUCUAAACUCACCGCCGUCUUCCGCCACGACUGCGCCUUUGUCGUCAUCAUGGCUCUGUUCGCCUUCUCGAAUGGAUACCUGGCAAGCCUCUGCAUGGCCUACGCUCCACAGUUGGUGCGGUGUAAGGAUUGCGAGACAGCUGGCUCUUUGAUGACCUUCUUCUUGGUCCUGGGUCUGGCUGUGGGAGCAUCGCUCUCAUUCCCACUAGGAAAACUGGUUUAGAAGGUAGUAGGAAAACUGUAUAUCUGACAUUUGAUGACAUAUUGUUAUGAAAAGUGUAAAAGCACUUGAAGCUUAUCCUGUUCUUAGUUAUACGUUAUAUCUUUUAUGAGACAUAACGACAACUCUAUAUAAAGUACUGAGCUGUCCAUUUGUUACACUGGCAUUUUAAAGUAAGUCAUGCAGAAUUUCUAAAUGAAUGUUUUACUCUUUGUAAGACAGAGUAAGUAUUUCAGUCUCAGGUAGGUGCUAGCAUUAUUUUACGUGAUUUGUGUCACGUUGAAUACUUCAUUGGAAAGGGCAAUUAAUUUGAGAGACAUUGAUCAAUGCAGCUAAAAUAAAUCAUUUCUCCCUUGUUGUUUUUUAAAAUAUAAAUUAAUAGGACCUUUUAUAUCUUUGCUUUACACGACUGUAUUUAUCUCUCAGUUAUCUGAAUUUUUGCUGGUUUUGAGUGUUUUUUAAAAAUAUUAAUGUUUUUUACCUGAAGACAGUUUAAAAAAAUACUUAAAUUAAAUUAACUAUAAACUUUUUCA
This is a messenger RNA of Pelmatolapia mariae (spotted tilapia), 1925 nucleotides long. RefSeq names its product equilibrative nucleoside transporter 2-like. Gene Ontology annotation, cellular component: basolateral plasma membrane; plasma membrane. The record is from RefSeq and is a predicted model, not a curated record. Lineage: Eukaryota; Metazoa; Chordata; Actinopteri; Cichliformes; Cichlidae. Gene Ontology annotation, biological process: adenine transport; guanine transport; hypoxanthine transport. Gene Ontology annotation, molecular function: nucleoside transmembrane transporter activity. Bases 109 to 1395 code for a protein of 428 amino acids. The transcript is spliced from 13 exons.